GCGAGCUCAAAACAGACGCAGCGCGCGCUCCUUUCUGCAGCACGCGAAUCGGAGGUCCUCUCUGCUGUUUGAGACUGUACAGGCAAAAUCAGUUUCGGAUAACAUCAAGAGUCGAAAACAUCUGUGUGCAUCAUGAAGUUUGCAGCUUUAGUCUGCUUCGUUGCUUUCUUCGCUGCAGAUGGAGGGUCCAAACCAGUUGAACAGCAGAGCCAAAGAGAGGACCUGCUUACCCAGUGUUUAGUUCACAUCCUUUCAAAGGCGCUGUAUAAGAGUGAUGAUACUCCGCUGGAUCCAGAAUGCAAAAACAUCCUUACAUCAGGUCAUUCCUUAGUUGUGAAAAAGGAGGAAGACACUCUAAAACCAGCUCAAGAGGAGCUUAAAAAACUAAGAGGAGAGUCUACAGUCAAGGAGGAGAAACUCAUAGAGGAUCUUCUCAAAGCUGACAAACGGGAGGAGCUGGAUGACGAACGCAGCCAGGAAGAGUUCCCAAGUUUUGUUAAAAGAAGAAUCAAAAACAGCCGUGAGGAAAUGGAGAAUGAACGUAGCCAGAAAGAGAUCCCAAGUUUUGUUAAAAGAAGAAUCAAAGACAGCCGUGAGGAAAUGGAGAAUGAACGUAGCCAGGAAGAGUUUCCAAGUUUUAUGAAAAGAAGAAUGGAAGAAAAACGUGAUGAACUGGAUGAUGAACGAAGCCAGGAAGAGUUUCCAAGUUUUAUGAAAAGAAGAAUCAAAGAAAAACGUGAUGAACUGGAUGAUGAACGAAGUCAGGAAGAGUUCCCAAGUUUCUAUAAAAGAGGCAACAAGCAUAAAAGAGAAGAUCCUGAUGAUGAGAGAAGCCAAGAAGAAUUUCCCCAAAAAAGAUAUUUUUCCGUCCUCUACAAACGGGAUAAUCCUGAUGAGGAGCGCAGCCAAGAGGAAUUUCCUGUAUAUGAAUAUAAAAGGAGUCAUCUUCUGACCAGCAGAGAAAAACGUGAAGAGCCGGACUAUGAUAGAAGCCAAGAAGAUUUCCCAAUUUACACCCACAAAAGAAACCAUGGGGAUGGAGAAGAAGAGGAUGAGGAGAGUGAGGAAAGAGAGAAGCGGACCUGGAAGCCAUCACAUAGAUACCACCACAAGAAAAAGCACCACAAACGCAAUGAGAAUGAGGAUUUUGAAGAACCAGACUAUGAUAGAAGUCAAGAAGACUUCCCAAGCUACAGCCAAAAAAGGAGUCAAUGGGAUGAGGGGCACAUCAAGCCAAAUAAACACCUGCAGAAUGAGCAACUUAAUGAGGACUUAAACUCCCAGGAAAAGAGAUCUGAAGAAUCAGAAGAGGUAGAUGAGGAUAUCGCAAAGCGAUACUGGAAACCCACCCAUAGAUACCACCAUAAGAAACACCACAAACGGGACUCAUCUGAAGAGGAUUAUGAGGAAAGACCCCUGGAAAAAAGGAAUGAGGACUCAGAGGAGAGUGAGGAAAUGGACAAAAGGAUCUGGAAGCCCACACACAGAUAUCAUCACAAGAAGCUUCAUCACAAGCGUGGCGACUCCAUAGAGUCUGAGGACGAAAAUGAACCCAUCUCAGAGAAGACUCAGAGUCUCCAUGACUCAACAGAUGCCGCCUUCAAGCACCAUUCACCUAAAGAGGAAAAACAGGAAAUUGCCCACGAGCUUAAUGAAAAGAGGCAUCCAUUAACCACCCAAGAGGAAGAAGAUGAGCUGAAGAAAGGACACCAGAGUUCAGCAGAGGAGAAGCAGGACAGAGAUGCUGCAUUGAGGUACCUAACAAAAAAGAAGAAUGAGUUACAGGAACGUCUCCUUAACAAAGGUGACGUCUAUGAGAAGCGUUCCCCAUGGAUUAACAGAGAAUACUAUCAUCCAGCCUGGUACAAAAGAGGCCAUAAUGUGGGUGAGAGCACUGACCAGCACCCCUACCAUAAACUAGAGGACCUCGCCGAGACUCUCCGGUACAAAAGAGGCAUACUUACUCAGGAGGAAGAGGGUGUCCCCCAACAGAAGCUAAUUACACCAGAUGAGUUAAAAGAACUUGAGAAACUGGCCUCUGUGGAUCAACAGAAGGAGGCAACUUAAUCAUUCCUAGGAUCCGCUGAAACAUCAUCUUCUUACGCUGCCUGAUUUGAUUUGCCAUGUGUGCUUACUUGGGCUGCUUUAGAUGAAUGCAUUACUAUAUGUUGUACCCUAU
Messenger RNA from Carassius auratus (goldfish), 2179 nucleotides. RefSeq names its product trichohyalin-like. The transcript is spliced from 5 exons. The record is from RefSeq and is a predicted model, not a curated record. Bases 133 to 2067 code for a protein of 644 amino acids. Lineage: Eukaryota; Metazoa; Chordata; Actinopteri; Cypriniformes; Cyprinidae. Gene Ontology annotation, cellular component: secretory granule.